This is a messenger RNA of Brassica oleracea var. oleracea, 2043 nucleotides long. RefSeq lists its product as uncharacterized. The record is from RefSeq and is a predicted model, not a curated record. Lineage: Eukaryota; Viridiplantae; Streptophyta; Magnoliopsida; Brassicales; Brassicaceae. Gene Ontology annotation, biological process: negative regulation of DNA-templated transcription. The coding region runs from base 58 to 1830 and encodes 590 amino acids. Gene Ontology annotation, molecular function: transcription corepressor activity; acyltransferase activity, transferring groups other than amino-acyl groups. The transcript has a single exon.
GAAAAACCUAAAUAGUUUUCUCUCCUUCCUCACCGAUCAUUCCAAAAAUUCUCGAAGAUGAUGACGACGAUGGAUGAUCUCAACGAUCCAUGCGAUUUCGUCACUGUCGAAGCGGAAUCGAACCCGGACUCACUCCAACAAUGGCUCUCCACCGUAGAAAACGGAAAGGCGAACGGGACGCGACGGUCGGAUAUCUCCACGAAGGCGAAGAAGCAUCUCUCCUCUCUCGGCUGGCGCUUCGCUUACUUUCCUAAACGGAAUAAGAAGCGAGAGCUCCGCUAUAAAUCUCCCAAGGGGAAGUGGUUUUACUCCUUAGCUACGGCUUGCUCGAGCUGUGUACACGAAGAAGACGACGGCUCGAGACGAGAGCUGAUCGUUCCCGAGUCUGAUGAUUCUCCGAGAAAUCUCUCAGUAGCUUUCAUCGAAACCGUUUCUGGUGAUAAUGUAUCGAGGAGGAGGAAGAGAGUGAAGGAUUGUGAAACGGCGGCGUUUAGUGGGAACAAAGCGCUUAUCAAUGUUGAUGUGUCGAAUAAGAGAGUCAAGGAUUGCGAAGCGGCUGCGUUUAAUGGGACCAAAGUCGUUCUCAUUGUUGAUGUGUCGAAGAAGAGGAAGAGAGUGAGUGAUUUCGAAACGGCAGCGUUUGCUGGUGUAACUCCUAACGAAGAGAAGACUCGCUCGUCUGAGUUGAUCAAGAAGAGGAAGAGAGUGAAUGACUGUGAAACGACAGCGUUUAAUGGGGUCGCUCCUAACGAAGAGAAGAAUCAUCCUUUGUCUGAUAUUCUCAAUGUUGCGUUUGAUAGCAAAGCCAAGGGGGAGAUAAGGCCAAGGUUUGAGAAGUCGUUGAGGAAGGUCUUACAAGUGAUGGAGAAGAAGAAUGAGAAGUGCGAGAAAGAGUCAAUAAGAUUCUGGAGGAAAGACUGUGGUCCAGAGAAGAACUGUGACGUAUGUUGCGUUUGUCAUAUCGGUGGAGACUUGCUUCUAUGCGAUGGAUGUCCAUCAGCAUUUCACCAUACUUGCAUAGGGUUACCCAUUCUUCCCGAGGAAGAGCUCUGGUUCUGUCCCUGUUGCUGCUGCGACAUCUGUGGAUCGAUGGUAACGUUGGGAAACAGCAAGUUGAUGACUUGUGAGCAGUGCCAAAGGAGGUUCCAUCUAAAGUGUUUAAAAGAAGAGACUUGUCUUGUUUCGUGUAGAGGAUGGUUCUGUAGUAAGCAAUGCAGUAGAGUCUUCUCCGCGCUUCAGAGUCUCUUGGGACGUAAGAUUGCGGUAGGGGAAGAGGGUUUGGUUUGGAGUUUGAUUAGAGCUCCUAAUGAUGGUGAACACUACGAUGAUGAACAAAUGGCCAAGCUAGACUCUGCUGUUGAGAUACUUCACCAGGGGUUUGAGCCUUCAACGGACCCUUUCUCUGGGAGAGACCUUGUCGAGGAGCUGAUAUACAGGAAGGACGCUAGUGGUGUGGGUCGUGGGUUUUACACGGUUUUGGUCGAGAGGAACAACGAGCCUGUGACUGUGGCGGCGAUGAGAGUUGACAAGGAUGUAGCUGAGAUCCCUUUGGUGGCGACAUUGUCUAGUUACAGGAGAAGUGGGAUGUGUAGAGUGCUUAUGGAUGAGUUGGAGAAGCAGAUGUCUAGAAUGGGAGUUCGUAGAUUGGUUUUGCCUGCUGCUAAAGAGGUUGUGAGCACUUGGUCUCAGGGGUUUGGGUUCAAGGCGAUGGAUAGUUGGGAGAGGUUGGAGUUUGUGAAACAUGGAAUGCUAGAUUUCGUUGGUACUGUGAUGUGCCAUAAGUUUUUGAGGGGAAGAGAAGUGUCAGGAGAGUCAAGCUUAACUGAAUAGGAGUUGGGAACAGAACCUGAUAACACUUUUUGUCAUGUAAAGAUUGAAUCUACUCUUUUUGACGUGGGAUAACAAAGCAUAUAACUUUUGUAUAUCUCUGAUUAGACUUCGAGUCUUAACUAAAUCAGACACCUUGAUCGGAUCCAUCAUCUCAUAACUAUUGUAUACAAGUGACUUAGAGAAACAAUCAAGAAAAUGCAAUAUAAGAAGCAU